Molecule: messenger RNA, 6852 nt
Organism: Vespa velutina
Lineage: Eukaryota; Metazoa; Arthropoda; Insecta; Hymenoptera; Vespidae
Product: RIB43A-like with coiled-coils protein 2
Exons: 8
Coding region: 5556-6701 (381 amino acids)
Source: RefSeq, a predicted model, not a curated record
AUUUUAGACGGAAGAUUUUAUUGGCUUGAGCAACGCAACAGAGAGAGAGAGAGAGAGAGAGAGAGAGAUGAGAGUUCGAUUAAAAUCGGUUUAACGGAUCGAAUUAUGAUCGUGUGUCACUGUGUAAUAGCGUUAACGAAAUCACAAAUGUUCGUUAGGAAGCACGUUACGAUGACGUCACUCUCCGAGAUCGCUUCGACGCUUUCGCGAGAGCUUAACGAAUAGAACUUAAAAGCCGGUCGUUCACCCUGCUCUUCUCGUAUCAACGAACCAACGUCGGACGGACAAACGGAAUACCGACUGCGACGGUCUGUGCCACGCUAGGCAGGCAGAAUUAAAUGCUCUUUAUCGAAGCAUCGUACUGUGCCAUUAACGAACCAGAAUCGAUUAUAAGCAAUUAACGACGAUCGCGAUAGAUAGGGAAUCGAACUUUAAACGAGAUAUUAUUUCCUUCUUUUCUUUUUUCUCAUUUUAUAUAACGAUGAUCCAACCAGCUCGAUAACUUUAUCGAAAAGUUUUAUCUGAUAAUAGUCUGUUUGCAAACACGUCUCUCUGACAUUCGGUCCGAUAGAUAGGAUGAGUUUCGCGUUUUUUCUCGAUUGAAUUUUAUUGGCAUCACGUAGACAAAAUACGUUUACGUGUUUGCCAUUUGUUCUUGGCGCAUUUAGCACAUAGGUGUGCCAAGCGCGACUUCACCAUACACGCCAAGAGAUACAAAUUCCAUUUCCAUCGGUUUAAUUUCUAAAUGCUCAGCAAGAAUCCAAGAAGAGAGACAUCUUGGAAUCAUCGUCCAAGCUCCCUCUCUCUCUCUCUCUCUCUCUCUCGAGUCGAACGUCUCUCUUUCACGAUCUUCCUCAAGCGUAAUAAUCUCAUUUUUAUCGCUCUCUGCAACUCGAUGAUCUUUCAAAGCCAUUUUAGAAUCGUCCAGUCAAAAUUCGUUUACUUCGCAAAAACUUCUCGAAUGUUAAUUAAAUUAUGAAUAAAAGUAAAAGGGAAGGAAAAAGAAAGAAAAAAGAAAGAAAUGCUCGACAGGUAAAUUAAUUUCAGAAAAGAGAGGGCAAAUACCGAGCAAAAUAUCUUUACCCUUCGUACUUUUGAAGGAAUGAGAAGAGGAGGAAAAAAAAAAGAAAAGAAAUAGUGAAAGGGCCUUGGUGUUUCGAUGGAAGCCCCGGGGCCUAUUCGCGGACGCCUUGAAUAUGGUUCUUUGUUUCGGCGUACAAUGCAGGACACGAAGCAGAAAUUAUGCAGGAAGUCGUCGUCUCUGUAUGUACUAUGCACGUAAUAUCCACUUUUAGCUCUUCUAUAUACAGGGUGAUCAAAUAACUUUUGGCGCUUUAGUAAUUGAAUUUCCGAAAGAAGAAAGGAAAGAAAAUCAGUAAAAAAUUAUAACAAUAAGAAAUUACAAUGUAACGUUAGAUAUUUAUAUUUCAUAUUGCGAGGAAAAAGAAAAAAAUAAAAAAGAAGAGCAACAAAAAACGUGGAAUUUUUGUCCUCCAAAUAGUUAUAUCGAGGAAAAAAAUUGUCACCAACAUAGAGGGUUGCGUCUCUCUCUUUUUGAGUAAUGUACAUCCUUAAAAUAAAAAUGAAAUAGUCUCCUUAUGUAUGUAUGUAUAUAAACGUAAUUUCGGUGCGUAGCCAACACGCGACUCCUACUGAAAAGUUCCCCUUCUAUCUUAACUUCCAAGGGGAGAAAUAAAUAUUUUUUAAUAACGGGUGGUCGAGCCACCCGACAAGAGAUAUGUUGAGCAGGACAGAAGUAGGUUAAUGUUGUACUGUAACGAAUUAAACUAGGUCACGCGUCUCUUCGCCCGCGCGUACGUUUCUAUGCUCGUGUGUGCCUGUAUGGACGAGAAAAAAAGAAACGAAAGAUGAAACUUAACUAUAACUCGAUCGUUUGAAAGAGUAAAAGCGAAAGUAAGAUCGAAGAUGAUAUAAUCGAAAUUGAUUUUUGUCUCUCUCUCUCUCUCUCUCUCUCUCUUUCUCUCGUUUAGAUUUAGAUUAAAACGUUCUUGUCUUAAAAUAGAUAAAUCUUAUCUCCAUCUUUUUAUCUCUUUAAGGUUACAAGAGUCAUUUGUACGUCAGUAUCUCGGCGAAUGUGUUUUUUUCCGAUAAAGAAAAAGAAGAAGAAACAUCAGUUUUAUUCGUAUCGCCAAAACGCUGUUAAAAAGGGGGAAUAAGUGGAUAUAACGUGUCUCUAUAGAUUACGAUAUCAGGCUCGACGUUGGUUGAUGCGUCGGUUGCAUGAUGAUCACGUGGCUACUACUUCGGCCCUGUACAACAACCGCGCAUCUCUAGUCACGGCCAGAGAGAAAUUUAAUAAUGCUCUGGGCUUGACCUUGAACUUGGUAAGAAAGAAACUCUUUCUCUCUCUCUCUCUCUCUCUCUGUCAUCGCUUAAACGAGAGCACAAUGACGUGGACUGACGGAUGAAAAAAUGUAAAAGGAUAAAGAAACAGAGUUUCUCGAGUAUGCAAGGGAUAAGAUCCUUUUGCUUCUUAUCUUCGAUAAGUCUGUCCUUCGCGAAUCAAAACGCGUACAUUCGUUAUCGUUUACACCGUUUUAACGUAUCAUAAAUAAAUACGUAAGUUGGCACAUACAUAUGCGUUUUUUUUUCUUUUUUUUUUUUUUUUACAACGAUGACUCAUCCCGGACAGCUGCCACUCGCGAAGCUAUAUUUUUGUCCAACUCUUUUCGUCCACCAACACGAGUUAGGACGAGGUCAAAUACGAAUUCUUCUAUCCGUCCUAUCGAUCGAUCGAUCGAAUUAUUUUUAUAACAUCUUGCGAUUAGUAAUACUUUAGUCGAUCCCUGACAACCUGUUUUUCUAUCGUAAAGAAAGAGUUGCGUUCUCGUAGAUAAUUUUCAAAAUCGUAAUAAAUGGACAUAAAUGUAUUCGUAAAAAUGUCUAUAAACGUAUUAAUAAAAACACCUUGUUUCCGAGAAAACUAAUGAAUAACUCGAAGAAUUCCACCGUAGAUUCAUCGUUGGCAUGGCCAUCAAAUUCUUAUUGUUUCGUGUUGGCGAGCCAAGUUCUUUAUCUUUAGCGCGAAAAGUCACUUAUAAAAUGGCUUUCGAAAGCGCAACGAUCGAACUUCCUGUUGAACUAAGUCCUGCUCUUGUGUUUUCCGUUCGCUGCUCCAGUUUCCUCGCUGACUAUUUGCACGGACAUUAUAUAUUUUAUACAUACACGCGUGUGUAUAUAAAGCUAAGCGAUGCUUCCUGUUCUUUAUAUAAUAUUUCUUUUUUGUUUUGUUUUGUCAUUUUUAUUUUCUUUUAUUCCAAUCUACAAAAUCUACUUCUCAAUAGAUAACAAUUUACAGUUAGACAAUGUAUGUAUAUAUACAUACAUAUAUACAUAUAUAUAUAUAUACACACAUGCGCAUAUAUAUGUAUAUAUAUAAUUGUGUACGGAUAUUAUGAGUAACUUCAACUCGAAAUAGGCUAGAAUUCAACUCUAGUUAAAACGUGCUAAACAACAGACCUCUGAGAAAAGAAACGUCGUCGAUCUUUGCACGAGUAAAUCUAGUUAGGAGGAUUAAUGGAAGGAAUUUGUACGCGUGAGUACGUUCGCGGACGUUAAUGGUUGUGCGUGAGUAGGUAGCACUUUUAGCAAUUCACUUUGCGACCACGUGGUUCGUCUCGAACGGAUGUAUGUACGUAAGUAUACAUAUAUGCAUGUACGUAUAUGCGUGCGCGUGUGUAUGCUCUGUGAGCGAGGCAUCAAAGAGUAUCAUCAGAGUCGUUUGUCACUUCGUUUUACCCACUCGAUUUCGAAUACGCCAUGUAGUCCGAUGUAUUUGUUUCCUUCGACGAGAAAUACGAUCUUGUUUCGAGAGCUCGGCCAAUUCGAUAUUUUAUCAGCCUUGCCGAUUAACUUAAUUGAUUACACGAAAUGUUUUCUUCUUUCUGAUCCAAGUACACGUGCUCAUACAGAUAAGUGACAGAGAGUCGUAUUUUCAACGUUCGUUAUACUGUUUUCGAUCGUAGACAGAAUGAAAAGAUUACUACAAUUAAUUCCUCUCGAGAAAGAUAAUAUCUUAACACUAUGUCCAAUAAACGAGAAUGAUUCAUUCGCUUGAUCGGACGAUAAAGUGAAAAUAAAACCGUAUGAUCGAUAGCGUAACGAGCAAUAUUUUUCUCUACGAACGACCUUGAGAACUUUGAUGGUAAACGAAUUCUGGCUGUUACCAAAAGUCCGAGUAGCCUUCGACAAUUUGUAAAACGAAAUAGUCUUUGAGAAUCCGCAAACGCCUUCCAAAGUAAACUCGGUUAUUGUUUCUUUUUUGUUUUUUUUUGGUUUUUUCCUUACAUCUCGGAGAUACGAAAGAACAUUAUUGAUCGGUCGAUAAGGAUAACGAUAGGGUGCAGAUGCGAUUGUAAGAACUCGGUUCUUCGCGAAAAAGUCCUGAAAGGAUAAAUAAGUGAACGAGUGGUACGUUAAUAAAAAAAAAAAGAAACAAAAAGACCUCGAACGAGCGAAAUACCGAAUGGAGAUCUUUAAAAAAAAAAAAAAAAAAAAAAAAAAAAAAAAAAAAAAAAAAAAAAAAAAAAAAAUGCUACAAGAAAUACAGAGUUAAACGGUGAUAGGAUAACAAAGAAAUGGCCAGUCAAAGUAGCGCGAUAAUGAUGUAAAAGCUUGGAUAGGAUUGGGGUAAAUUUUCCAACACAUUUGCAAUGCUUACUUAAUUAGCGUAUAUAAAUUGCAAAGAAUAAUUAAAAAAGCGGCAUUAUUCCGUCCGUCAAUCUGUUCCUUUGUUCCGAACGAUUCAUCGAGGAUCAAUGAUAUCUCGAAUAAGUUUUCAAAGUAGUAAAGAACAAACGAAAGGCAUUUCGCGAGGAGGUGAAUCAGAAAAAAAAAAAAGAAGAAAAGAAAAAGAAACACGGUACAAAAGUUCACGUUUAUUAAGGACUUUGGACGAUCAAAGCUACAAACGAUUCACGAUAAUAUCGAUGGUCAAAUGGGCUGUUUGUCGGUGUUGACAAAAUCGAGAGAACCGAUGAAAGAGCAUCAAAGAAAAAUGUCUAAAUUUUCCUUCGACUUUCCCCUCUGCGUAAUGUAUGUUCUUAUUGAAAUAUUUAUUGAAAAUCCUCUCUCUAUACGCAUUUAAUAUGCGCCUCCUAUCGAGAUCACUCUUAACGUUAAUAAAUGUAAUGAGAUUUCAAUUAAUGGAAAAUAUUUCAUUCGCUUCUGUCAAAAAGAAAGAAAGAAAGAAAGAAAGAAAGAAAGAAAGAAAGAAAGAAAGAAAGAAAGAAAGAAAGAAAGAAAGAAAGAAAGAAAGAGAGAAAGAGAGAAAGAAAGAAAGAAAAAAAAAAAGAAAGGAGAGAAAUAAAGAAGAAAAAAAGGCGAACGACACGAUUCGAAAUCACGUUUCGUGAUCAAACUCGCCAUGGUAACCAAGUACGCCCUUUUAUUCUCUCCCCUAUUGCCCGUACGCUUUUUCGUAGGGUUUCUGUGAACAUGCUCGCGCUCGACGAUCGUUCGACGUUUUAUUAUAACCUGUACAUACGCACAGCAAGAGACCGCUUGAAUUGGCUCGUCGUCGAACUUGCAUCGAGAUGCUAAAAUUUCCACGUACCACCGGGGAGGAUCGAAGAAUCGCGGCGAGUAUCGAAAGGAGACGGCAAAUAGAAGAAGAAAGAAAAAAACGUAUCUUUAAUCCUCGCUUCAGAAAUAUCGGAAUCGACAAGGAAUUCUUGGAUCGACAAGUGGAGGAAAAGAGACAGCAACGCGAGGAAGAACGCGCUAAGGAAUGCCAGCUAGACGAGAGUCUUGUACGCAGCAGCAAGAUCGCUUUGCAAUUGGAAAAGGAACAAGCAGAGGAAAAACGACGGAUAAACGAAGAGAUCGAAGCGUUUCGUCGACUCCACCAGAGACGCGAGGACCGUCGGGAUUACGAUCUUUACGAUCCGGAUACUCUGAGGACGUCGCUACCUUGUCGAGUCAGUGACGAUGAUCCACGUUUGGGACUGGCCUCGGCUCAAAAAUUCGAAGGUGAGGAUUACAACUUUCGAGAACAAGAUCGAAUGAAGAAAGAGGAAAUGCGUUGGUGGAUCGAGAAGCAAAGGAAGGAACGCGAGACGGCGGAAAAGGAACGAAAGGAUGCCGAGAAAGCGUACCAGGAAGCCGUUGUCUCGAGGGACAAACGUGCCGUCGAGUUGGAAAAGUUGGAGCGUGAAUGUCGUCGAAGGUUGAGCGAGGCCACCGCGAGUUUUAACAGGGCACUGGCGGAGGAGCAAGAACACCGACGACUUUGCGAAGCCGCUCAAGACGAGGAGGACAAGAAGGCGGAAAUCUACAAUCACGUGACCGGAGAUUUCCUGACGGAAGCCCCCGAGCAAGCGGAGAGCAACCGUGGACCGAAGAAACCGCUCGCAUCGCGUUACAAGGGCAUGACGGCCGAUCAACUCAAGGUCUUCAGAGACGAGCAAGCACGACAAAUGGAGGAAAUCCAGAAAAUGAAAUUGGAUGAGAAACGAAUAAACGUGGAAUGGGACCGACUGAUGAACGCGCACGCUGAAACAGCCGAGGCUUAUCAACGUGAGCUCGAUCGAAAGAAGACGGAACUCAAUAAGAAGAUCGCGGAGGAAAACUUGAGGCUCGCCGAGGAACAAAAGUCUUAUCAGGAGUAUUUGAAUCGCGUCGUAUAUAAGAACAAACCAUCCCUUGAAUAUUUCUUGCAGUUCAACAAGGGAACGCGUUAAAUGAAUUAUUUCCCUCCUGGAAGGAUUGAUUAUUGUAUGAUUUUUAUCAUUACCUCAUUAUCCAUUCCGUUUUUAAUUGACUAAAUACAUAUCUCGUCUCGUAUUUCUCUCCAUUCGAAUGUAUCUUAUUAAAUCCAUAACUUUAUGAUAA